Molecule: messenger RNA, 720 nt
Organism: Myripristis murdjan (pinecone soldierfish)
Lineage: Eukaryota; Metazoa; Chordata; Actinopteri; Holocentriformes; Holocentridae
Gene: emx3
Product: empty spiracles homeobox 3
Exons: 3
Coding region: 2-709 (235 amino acids)
Biological process (GO): central nervous system development; neuron differentiation; brain development
Cellular component (GO): nucleus
Molecular function (GO): RNA polymerase II cis-regulatory region sequence-specific DNA binding; DNA-binding transcription factor activity, RNA polymerase II-specific
Source: RefSeq, a predicted model, not a curated record
CAUGUUCCAGCACAGCAAUAAGAAAUGUUUCACCAUAGAGUCUCUGGUUGGGAAGGAGGCGAACAGCAGCGGCGGCUCAGGGGAUGAGCCCAUCCGGCCGACGGCGCUCAGGUUCCCGGACUCCCUGCACCCCGCCGGGCCCUUCGGCUCCUGCUUCCAGGGCAGCGGGAGGACUCUGUACUCCGGGCCGGACAUGGUGCUGCAGGAGCCGGGCACGCACACGCAGAGCCCCGCCGCCCUGCCGCUGCACCCGCUGCAGAUUCCGCCGCAGAGCUUCUUCAGCCCGCAGCACCGGGAGGCGCUCAGCUUUUACCCGUGGGUGCUCCGCAACAGAUACCUGGGCCACCGCUUCCAAGGUGAGGACAGCAGCCCGGAGAACCUGCUGCUGCACGGCCCGUUCUCCAGGAAGCCCAAGCGGAUCCGGACGGCGUUCUCGCCCUCGCAGCUCCUCCGGCUGGAACGGGCCUUCGAGAAAAACCACUACGUCGUCGGAGCCGAGAGGAAGCAGCUGGCCAGCGGGCUCUGCCUGACCGAGACGCAGGUGAAGGUCUGGUUCCAGAACCGCAGAACCAAACACAAGCGGCAGAAGCUGGAGGAGGAGUCGCCCGAAGCCCAGCAGAAGAGGAAGGGCAGCCAGCACGUCAACCGCUGGAGGGUGGCCACGCAGCAGGGCAGCCCCGACCACAUCGACGUCCUGUCCGAGGACUAGACUGUGCACCG